AGGUAGUAUAAUAGUCUCAGUCUCCAUACCAUCCACGAUACAGGUAUAGCUCAUAACUACCCCUAUACUACUACAGUAUACUUCAAACAUGUUGUACACAUACGCCAUUCCCAGCAGCAUCGCAGAGACCGUCCUCUCGGCCAAGACGACGCAUGCCACCGUCUCGUUCCACCCGAUCGAGAUCUACAUGACAGGCACGCUGGAGCGGCCAGACGAAGAGCACGACGCGUGGCGGGUGAGCGUGUCUAAUGUGCCCAACCCGCUGGCUCAUCCGAAUGAAAACGCCGUCCUGCAUCUGACGCAGGGGGAGUUGGGGAAGCCGUUGGGAAGCGUCGAAUUGGGGGCUGCACGAUCUGCCGAGUGGCUGAUAAUCCUUCCUGUCUUCUCCCUCCUCCAUGACUUCCAAGUCCAUCCGCCGACUCUCAUCCCCGCCGUGGGCAAUGGGAGCAACCCGUACGGCUGCGUGGUUACGCAGACCCUGAUGGCCUACGACUUUGCCAAUAGUUACGGCGUGCCUUUUGUUGGCGAAUAUACUCCUCCGUCCUGCAGCUUCAACCGGGUUGUCAUCAACUUCACUCUGGACACGAAAGGCGUACAAUACGACCGUCUGGCCGUCAUGUACUUCAACUCGACGGAGAUCUGGCGCACGUCAACCGCCGAGCCGACCACGGAUGGCAUCAUCUACUCCUACGCCAAGGAGAUGCAGCAGUACCUCGCUCUGUGGAAGCAGCCGCAGAAGAUCAUCUUCGACCUGGCAAACAUCGUGGACAGCACGUACACGGGGAUCCUCAACACCACGCUGACGGCGACCUUCUUCACCAUCCCCGACGAGGAGGGUUCCGCUGUUGUUGCGGACGAGAUCCUGCCCAUCUCCAUGCUGCACGGGGGCGACGAUGCCUCCAGCAUGGCGGAGCUGCCCAGCGACACGCUGCAAGUGGCCUAUACGCUGCCACGCAACAUGAAGCGCGCGGUGAUCAGUAUCUCGGCGUGUGGACAGGCAGACGAGGAGUUCUGGUACACCAAUGUGUUCUCGACCGAUGUCGAUACCUUUGCCGACGAGACGGGCGAUCUGUACGGAUACGGGCCCUGGCGAGAGGUCCAGGUCUGGAUCGAUGGCUUCCUCGCCGGCGUCUCCUGGCCGUUCCCCGUCAUCUUCACCGGAGGAAUCGUGCCGGGCUUCUGGAGACCGAUUGUCGGCAUCGAUGCGUUUGAUCUGCGCGAACACGAGAUCGACAUCACGCCCUUCAUCCCGUAUCUCUCCGAUGGAAAAGCGCACACGUUCCAGAUGAUCGCGGCGGGAGUGAACAACAACAACGUGACGGCGUCGGUGUCGAAUGUGACCAACGACUCGUGGUAUGUGACCGGCAAGAUCUUCGUCUUCCUCGACGAGGCAGGCAGCGUGACGACAGGGACGAUGCCGACCAUCUCUGCGCCAGACCCGACGUUCCGCAUCGCGCGCAGCGUCCUCACCAACAGCACGGGAGCCAACGAGACGCUGGUCGAGUCCAUCAGCGCCACACGCUCGCUCUUCAUCUCCAGCACGAUCAAGACUUCCGCCGGCGAGGAGGACGUCUCGUGGUCCCAGGAGCUGCAGUACGUCAACCACGACGUCCUGCCCGACUACGGCUGGCAGCAGGUCACCUUCCAGAACACAAUCGGCGUGGACAAGACGGGCCCCGGCAUCGGAUACGUGAAUGGAUACGAGUACCCGAUCAACUGCACGUACGGGUACGCCGAGACAACCGACUCGCUCACCAUCUGGGGGGAGCUCCGUCGCACGCUGGUCUUCAACGUCUCGGGCCCGGCCGUCUUCCCCAACGGACUGCAGCCCAUCCAGCUGGCCCGGCUCGCCAACCAGAGCAUCCCGGCGGGCUCUCUGGAUCUAGACACAGAAAGCACCGGUUCCAUCCUGUCGACCACCCAGACGGGAACGGCGUAUUAUUACGACAGCACCGACGGGGGGGAGAGCUUCGGCAGCACCAACCAGACCAUGACCUUUGAGGCUGUUGGAGACAAGACCGGCGAGCUGUAUCAGCGAACGGUGGGGGCUGUCAAUUCCUCGGUCGUCUUUGACGACGUCGUUUUCAAGCUGGGAUCCGUAGUAUAA
Penicilliopsis zonata CBS 506.65 is the source of this 2107-nucleotide messenger RNA. RefSeq lists its product as hypothetical. The coding region runs from base 89 to 2107 and encodes 672 amino acids. The transcript has 7 exons. The record is from RefSeq and is a predicted model, not a curated record. Lineage: Eukaryota; Fungi; Ascomycota; Eurotiomycetes; Eurotiales; Aspergillaceae.